This is a messenger RNA of Corticium candelabrum, 919 nucleotides long. Its product is annotated as proteasome subunit beta type-7-like. Gene Ontology annotation, molecular function: threonine-type endopeptidase activity. The transcript has 10 exons. Lineage: Eukaryota; Metazoa; Porifera; Homoscleromorpha; Homosclerophorida; Plakinidae. The coding region runs from base 31 to 837 and encodes 268 amino acids. The record is from RefSeq and is a predicted model, not a curated record. Gene Ontology annotation, cellular component: proteasome core complex.
AUACCAACGGCGCAUGCCCACUUAGUCACCAUGCAGGGAGGCUUUGCGUUCGAUUUGUGUGCAAGAAACGCUCUGCUUGAAGAGAAAGGUCUGAAAGCGCCGAAACCAGUGAAAACGGGAACAACAAUCGCUGGCCUCGUUUUCAAGAAUGGAGUUGUCCUGGGCGCAGACACGCGAGCCACAGAGGAUACGAUAGUUGCCGAUAAGAAUUGUAGUAAAAUACACUACCUUGCUUCAAAUAUUUAUUGCUGUGGAGCGGGAACGGCCGCUGAUACUGAGAAUGUCACCAUGUUGACGUCAUCACAAAUCGAAUUACAUCGACUGAACACAGGAAGAAAGGCUCGUGUUGGUAUGGCGUGUCGUGUGCUCAAGCAGUACCUUUUCCAGUAUCAAGGAUACAUCAGUGCUGCUCUUGUGUUGGGUGGUGUUGAUAUCACUGGACCUCAUCUGUAUAGUAUUUAUCCUCACGGCAGUACAGACACGUUGCCGUAUGUGACGAUGGGAUCGGGUUCACUUGCUGCGAUGGCUGUGUUUGAGGCACAUUACCAUCCUGACAUGGAGGAGGAGGAUGCCAAGUUAUUGGUACGCAAUGCGAUAGCAGCCGGAGUUUUCAAUGAUUUGGGUUCUGGUACCAACAUUGACUUGUGUGUUAUCACGGCUGACAAGACAGACUACCUCAGACCUUUUGAUGAAGCCAAUGUGAAAGGAGAGAGACAAGGAGACUACAGCUAUAAGAGAGGAACAACAGCUGUUUUGCAUGAGCGUGUCGUUCCUAUUCCAUUUGAAGUGACAGACGAGCAAGUGAGACAGCUGGGAGAGGAACGAAUGGAGACAUAGAGAUUAAUGUAGAGGAAAUGGAUGGUGAUAGAAAACCUGGGUGUUGAAUAUAUUGAUGGUAAUAAGGAGAGAAAAUGAUGCA